Molecule: messenger RNA, 1794 nt
Organism: Symbiodinium sp. CCMP2456
Lineage: Eukaryota; Dinophyceae; Suessiales; Symbiodiniaceae
Source: the annotation of a GenBank genome assembly
GCAGCAGCACCAAGACCUUUGGCCCCUUUGGCAUCCAGCUGGGUCUCUGGCCCACGUCAAAGUGCGACAUCUCCAGCACUGCCAAUACAUCAAGGUUCGCCCUAUGCAGUCCAGGUUCGACCAGCUGGAGUCGCCACAAAGGCGCCGACCGGCGCUGCCAGCGCGAGCGGCAUGCUGGCAAGAGGGCUCUGCCGCCAGACCACGGGGGACAAUUUGGCAAAUUACUUCAAUCAUGGACGGAGGCGAUUCACAGAACCGCCAACGGUUGUGGAAAGAAGCCCCCGCAGUCCUGGGCGCCGUGAGUCUGGCGCGACGUCGCUCUGUCCAAAGGUCGACACGAGGGAGCUCCAGCCAGCCUCUCCAAGGGGUGCUGUUCAGGUAUGGGGCCAGGCAGAGGUGACUGCGAGCGGCCUCACACGUCAACCCGCUCGACUUCAUCAUGGGCCGAAUCCAAUGAAGCUGCAGUCAGAGGUUGGUUCGCAAAGGAGGAUGAGCCACGGCGAGCCUCCCCAUUUGCAGGAAGCUUGGCAUGCUGUAAGGCAGAGCUUGAGCACGUCGCCUAGUCGGAGCCCACACAUGCGGGCACUUUCCAAUGAUGCGGCGCAUCGGCGAAGUGCCGGGGUGAAGUCUUGCUUGGAUGGAAGUCUGAGCGAGGGGGAGGAUACACUGCGUUUCCCGGCACGGUCAAGCCGUCGUGCAACGCAGCAGCAAAGCGUGGGCGCAGUCCGUGGGAUGCAGCUGCAGGUCACGAGUCCAGAGGGGCUGGAAGAAAAUCCUUCAGGGGAGGAGGCAGCCGAGGGCUUUCCAAAAGGCCGACGCGGAAAGGAGAAGCGACACAUCUCUCCCAAAGCCGGAGACGGUGGCGGCGAUCUUGCCCAUGGCUUGAAGUCUGCAGCAUCCGGGAACGAGGAUCCCCUGGGUCUGAAACGGCGCGGUCGCCGCAGUCAGGGAGCCCAGGAGCGGUGCUCUCGCAGCCCUGGUCCUUGGGAGCCUUUGCCUGGAAACAUCACAAAGAAGGAUGGCUGGGGCAGGUUCACGGCACGCCCUCCCCCAACUCUUUCGAGGGCUGGAGUUCGUGCUCCCUAUGGCACAGAAAGCGAUCUGGCACCCACGUCAACGGUGAUGCGGCUCCAUUCCGCGCCUCCAUUGCCUUACGGUUCGGAGACGGACGUUCCCCCACCGAGCCCGCGUCCUCGCGGUGGCAUUCCUUUGGGGAUGAGCAUUCCGGAGCUGCCGCUGCCAGGCCAGGAUGCUUGCACUGGGGGCAGUGGAGACAACGAGGUCAACGAGGCGGAGCCAGACACUGGUGGGACCGAAGUGCCAGAGCUCCCGCUGUCUGCGCGGAGCUGGCGGCCGGCUGAAUCGCCCGGACGUAGGAAGGCUACACCGAGAGCCUCCUCGGCUGACAGCCAUCGCAUUGGAAAAUCGUUGAUGUCGUCAACCUUUGUUGAGAGGCAGCGCCUGUCUAGCAGCCUUCGAGGUGGCUCCAGGCGUUUGUCUUCAGGUGGGAAUCUCGCACCGCAGCUCAAUCGCAAGCUCUCGGAUCAGCCCAGGACGACGUUUCACUCCAGACCGUCAGGCCACGGCCGGACCAGAUUGCGGGACGUUGCCAAACCUACUCCUCAGCUGGAUGAGGCCUACAACAAGUGUCUGCAGUCCAUCAGUGAGGAGAUCGAACAACUGCAAUCCAGGUGUUUCCGGAUCGAGCGAGAGGUGCAGAAGACGCGUGAAGAGAAUGGCAUGCUCAAAGCCUCACAGCCCCAGUCGGGACAGGACGAUGACCCAGCGAGCUGA